CUCUCUCCCCGCUUUUCCACUUUAACGGACAACCUCGCUGCAGACGCCGCCGCAGCCGCAGCUCCAAUGGCAAACUCGGCCCUCAGCAACCUGUCCCACGAGUUGGCUAGGAUAGUUGCAUGUCCCUACCCUGCCUCGUUAACUACACUCGCUGCUCUACUGGAUGGUGCCGAUGAGCGCACCGUGAGGUCCUCGAUUCAUCACCUUUCGCCAUGUGCCAUCGUGCGACUAGCCUCAAUCGUUUCCGCUGCAUUGCCACUCUGGCCCUAUUCUCUGCGCAUCCUGCAUGCCCUCUGCCACUCGCCUGAGUUCAGGGAUACCAUCCUGCAAGAAAACCCGGGCAUCCUCGACGCUGUCCUGAGCAAAGCAGAUUCUUCGCAGCAGCAAUUCGACGAAUAUAGCGAGUUAUGUGUCCGUCUCCUCUCCCGAGCCCUCCCAGAGGGUAUGCCGCUUCCUGCAGCCGCAGAGAAGUUCUUUUUACGCCUUUUCAGCAAGGCGGUUGAGGCUCCCGAGGUAGCGACCCUAAAGCCAAUCUACCUUGUCCUGAACGGUGCUUGUCGAGGGCUACUCAGUUUGCUCUCUGCUAGGGCGCGGCAAUCCAUCGAUGAAGAACUCUGUCGCAUCCUACAGUUCAAUUCAACUACCGACAGGUCGAUGCUCCUUCUGUGGUGUUUCGGUAUCGUCAUCUUGAUCGAGCAUCCACAGGACGUUGGCAGGCCCCUUAGUAGCUCGAACACUAGCGACCUUCCCUCCAACAGACAGUGGAAGACUGCUUCGGGGCGUAAACUCUUCGGGUCAGCGAGUGGCCUGAUCAAGACCAUCAACUUAACCUCCCUCAGUGUGAUCUGGGCUUCCAAAGGGGAUGUUGGACUAACUGACUUGGAGGCCAUUGAGGGCAUUCGGAUUGCCACACGAGCCGCGCAGUUCAUUGAUCAAAGCGUGCGUGAAGGGUGGCGCACUUCAAGUGACGUCGCAAAGAACUUUGCUUCAAAGCUUGUCGCCAAGAUUUUGCGACCCGGAAUCGAUGGCAGAGUGCAGCUGGAAGCUCUGACAUUCUAUGCAAAUAUCGUCGGCUCAAAGGGUUUAUCAGCGGAUGUUGUUACACGUUAUGAAUCGUUGCUCAUGGAUCUCAUGGCUUUCGCGACCAAUAUCGAUUCCCUUAAAGAGAGUCUGUCACUCUCCUUGCCCUACUUUGCAACUAGGCUUCAGCAGUCGACCGUUUGUCGACUCCUACGUCUGAUCCUGGAGACCAGCAUGUGCUCAGGGCAGCCGUACGAGCUGGCGAACAUAAGUGCACUGGUUGAAGUAUUGAGGACAGGGAUACCAACUUGUGAACCAUUGGCAACCUUGAUAACAGCGGCAUUAAGCUCGGAUGAGCUAAAAAACAGUACCCGAACAUUCCUUGAGUUUUCCGCAGAGACUCGACGUGGAGACGGGGAAGAAUGUGUUACAGGCAGAAAUCUUCUGGGUCGAGAACUCCGUUCAGGCAUUGUAUCCAUGCUCCUUACUGCUGGUCUCGUUUGUCCAUCCGGACGACCGACUAUAUCGCCAACGCUUGCCCUAGCCUUGAUUGAGAAGCAGCGGGAAAUUUCCAGCAACUCCGUCCAGUGUAACCACUCCGUGGCCAAGGGACGCCUACAGCCUGCUAUUUCCUUGUUUGAACAAGGAUGUACGCCUGCCACGGGUGCGCAACGACUGGAUUGGAGGGAACAUCUCAAGACAGAACUUGAGAGGCAGAGCUUCUACCAGCGCGACUCGGUAAUUCGGUCUGUUGCCCAGAUAUGCCAAAACCUGGAGAGCCGUUGUAACGAUGUUGAGGAGCCUCUUCGCCGAGAGCAGGCAAAAGUCAAAGAGCUUACUUCGCAGAUUUCUGGGCUCCGCGAGCAAGUGCAAAGCCUUCAGAAAGAGUCAGAGGAGCAGGAUUUCCUAGUUCAGAAUCUGCAAAAGGAAAAAACGGAUGGAAGGUUGUACGCCGAUGCCUUAGAAGCAGAGAUUGAAAAUAUGGAAAAAGAUAAGCAGGAUCUCACGUCUCGGCUGGAAGCACUGAAUGCCAGACUUGAAGAGGAGGUUAGUCGAGCAGAAGGAACACUACGAACCGCUCGGGAGGAAUUCUCCGUCAGGGAGGAACAGCUCCGGUCCAUGAUCCAUACCUAUGAAGAAGACCUCCAGUCGCGAAAUUCGGAGAUCGAGAGGAUGAGUGCACGGUUGCAGAGCUUGGAAGAUAGAGUGCAAAGCGAGUGUGCCAGUAAAGAUGAGCUAUGCAGUCUUUAUGACUGCCAAAAGGCAGAGAUGAAAUCUCUCGAAGAGCAGCUGCACAUUGAACGUCGGAAGGCUGCCCAACAAGAGAAAGAGCUUGUGCAGCUCCGAUCGACUUCCAGCGACCUUGAAAGACAGCUGGCCGUGGAGAAGCAAGAGUUGGAGAAUCAGCGUCGUGACUUCGAGGAACAGCAUCAGCACCACGUGCGCACUUCGGAGAAGGCACUGGCUAACCUUGAAGCGAAGUACGCAGAAGUUAUUGAUGCUGCUAGGUCGAAGGCUGGAGAAGAGAAGAAUAAACUGCUGGAAGAUUUGCAGAUCGCUCGAAGGGAAGGGCAAGCUGCAAAGUCCGCUUAUGAGAACACGAUGGAAGAAUUGAAGCGCGCGCAGACAACGCUGGACUCGUUGGACACUAAGGUCCAGGAGCUUAUUGAAGCCUGCGCUGAGAAGGAUGAAGAACUAUAUGGGUUGAGAUCCUGGAGACGAGGCAUUCUAGAGUCCAUGCCUCGUUCAGCCGAAACUCCAAUGCCGACUCGGACCAGCCGCCCAUCCCAUACCAACAAGGACGACCACAACCAGCCUUCUUUCAAAACCGGCCAUCGUCUCCGGCCUCGCAAGUCAGACCGUCCACCGCAAAAAACGGCUGUCACACCCGGCGUAGCAGGUCAAGAAAUCACUAACGAGGCCAUGGAGAAUGUCGCCAACGCCUCCUUCAACUCGAGCGAUUCGGCUAGUGGGGAUGCAUCCACCCCCAAGAGACCGAGACCACGCCCUUCGUUCAAAGUACCCACUAUGCGCACACCAGCGGCUCAGAGACCUGAACUCGCCUACAAGACCACCCGCAAGCAGGUAUCGCCUGCGAAACGCACAGCUUUGGGUCCCAUAUCGCCGAAUCGCCGUCAUACGACGGUGGGUUUUGCAGUUGAGGAGAACGAGGAACAUGAGCAAGAGAUAUAUGAGACGGUGAAGAGGAGGGUGAGCUUGCAGGUUGGUACGCAAACGUCUUUUGAUAUGGAUGGGUUCCUUGCGGCGAGUACGCCGUUUACGCCAGGGAAGGUCACCUGUGGGACUGGAAAGGCGCCUGAUGAUGCGUUCGACUACACCAAUACUGAAUUAUGAGGGUCGAGUUUUGGGUCGAUACAGGGUCGUGAAAAUAAAAGCCUUGUCAGCUGCAGCGAGACUGCGGAAAUACCCCGUUCCGGUCUAUGCUCCCCACGCCCAUGUUUGCCAAGAGAAGGAAGCGAAAUACAAACGGUUCCUACGCGCGAAUGCCCUCCUUAGGUUGGCUAACGCUUCAACAACAACAAUCCUCAGCGCGACGCCGACAACAUGCACUUCAAUGAUUUAAACAACGAUGUACUCCAAAUGGUAUUCGACCUCCUUCCCCAGCGAGACAUCAAAACACUCCGCCUCGUUAACAAAGCCCUCAAAUUGAAGUUAAAUCUUUCCAUCAAACGCCUCUUCCUGUCGCCAAAUCGUGCCAAUAUCGAUGUGUUCAAGGCUGUUCUCGGGCAUACCAACUUUAGGGAGCAGGUCCAAGAGAUAGUCUGGGAUGACGCGCGUCUAGAGAAAUAUGAUGAUCGCCUGCGCAA
This is a messenger RNA of Westerdykella ornata, 3848 nucleotides long. RefSeq lists its product as uncharacterized. The coding region runs from base 67 to 3375 and encodes 1102 amino acids. NCBI's taxonomy places the organism in Eukaryota, Fungi, Ascomycota, Dothideomycetes, Pleosporales, Sporormiaceae. The record is from RefSeq and is a predicted model, not a curated record. The transcript has 4 exons.